Messenger RNA from Mytilus trossulus (common blue mussel), 1014 nucleotides. Its product is annotated as UPF0746 protein DDB_G0281095-like. Bases 1 to 1014 code for a protein of 337 amino acids. The record is from RefSeq and is a predicted model, not a curated record. The transcript has 4 exons. Lineage: Eukaryota; Metazoa; Mollusca; Bivalvia; Mytilida; Mytilidae.
AUGGCCAACUGUACUGCUACAUUCCGGAAUAUACGGAUUGGUUAUCAAGACCAGGAUUACGUUAGUGUCGGUGAUAAGCCUGAAUACAGCUGCUCUGUGAAGAAAGAUGCCAGUUUUCUGAUAACACAUCCAUUGAAAUGGGAAUGGUACGGUCAUGAUGGUUCCCAAUUGAUAAUAUCAACAUUCGGAAACGUUAAGGUGAACCUUGAAUCAGAGUAUUAUGUCGACCUUGACAUCACUGAUACUGCAACAACCUUGACAUUGAAAUUUCCUCAAGGAGAAAAAAAAGAAUAUGAUGGGAACUUUAAAUGUGUAGGAGGAGGAGGAGGAGGAGGAAAAGGAAGAGGAGCAGCAGCAUCAGGAAGAACAGGAGCAGGAGCAGGAGGAGCAGGAGGAGCAGGAGGAGCAGGAGGAGCAGCAGCAGGAGGAAUUGGGAGAAGAAUGAGGAGCAACAGGAAGAGCAGGAGCAGGAGAAGCAGGUGGGGCAGCAGGAGGAGGAGGAGCAGCAGGAGGAGGAGGAGCAGGAGGAGGGAGAGGAGCAGCAGGAGGAGCAGGAGCAGGAGGGAGAAGGAGGAAGAGCAGGAGAAGCAGGAGGAGCCGGAGACGCAGGAGGAGCAGGAGCAGGACGAGCAGCAGGAGGAGCGACAGCAGGAGCAGCAGGAGGAGCAGCAGGAGGAGCAGCAGGACGAGCAGCAGGAGGAGCAGCCGGAGGAGCAGCAGGAGGAGGAUGAGGUGGAGCAGCAGGAGCAGGACGAGCAGGACGAGCAGAAGGAGGAGCAGCAGGAGCAACAGCAGGAGGAGGAGGAGCAGGAGCAGCAGGAGCAGGACGAGCAGGACGAGCAGCAGGAGGAGCAGCAGGAGGAGGAGGAGGAUAGGAGGAAUAACCAUGCUUUUAACGGAGGAGUCCGCUUAGUCAGGGAACGACAGACAUCGGCAAAUAGCAAUUGUGGUAUAAAAACGAGAGGCGAAGGAUACAAAAAGGAUAUUCAAACUCAGAUCUCGAAAAUAAACUGA